Molecule: messenger RNA, 812 nt
Organism: Lycium ferocissimum
Lineage: Eukaryota; Viridiplantae; Streptophyta; Magnoliopsida; Solanales; Solanaceae
Exons: 3
Coding region: 85-801 (238 amino acids)
Molecular function (GO): zinc ion binding; ubiquitin protein ligase activity
Source: RefSeq, a predicted model, not a curated record
UCUACAGUUACUAUAAUAUGCCAAAACACCUAAUUUUUCUUCAUACUAACUACCUUAUCCUUAAUUAAUUUCCAACAAAAAUAUAUGGAAUCCGUGGGCUCCAGUUCUUCCGACCACCACCACCGUCCUCGCCGCCGUCUAACGCCAACUCAACCCCUCGCUGACAGAAUACUCCGAGCCCUCAGCCACCACCUCCGCCUCCUCCACCGUUACGACGCCACUUUUUUCGUCUUAGGUGCCACGUGUAAUGUCUACACUGUGACUCUCUCCACCACCCCUUCAUGCAGCUGCCCUGAUCGUAGCACCCCAUGCAAACAUAUAUUAUUUGUGCUUAUUAGGGUAUUGGGUGUAUCGAUUGAUGACACGUGUCUCUAUCGACGGAGUCUUCGGCCAUGUCAGCUUCAACGUCUUCUCAACUUACCCAUUUCGACAGAAGCAUUAGCAACUCAAAAAGUACGUGAAAUGUUUCACCAGUUGUUUUCUCAACAACCGCAGAGGACUUCGCCUGUAACAAUAAAGGUUGAAAAUGGGACGACAUGCCCGGUGUGUUUGGAAGAGAUGACUGAACAAGAAAAAAUAGCAGCUUGUGUUACAUGUAGAAACCCUAUUCAUGAAGAAUGUAUAAUGGCAUGGAAGAGAAGUAGUAGAAGAAGAUCUAUUAGUUGUGUGCUUUGUCGAGCAAGGUGGAGAGAUUUGAGAGCUGAAUUAGAGAGAGACAAGUACUUGAAUUUAUCUCCAUAUAUUAUUAGUAACGGGGAAAAUGAAAUAGGUGAAAAUCAUCAGAAUCGUUGUAGAGAUUAAUAGCGCUCAGA